Messenger RNA from Nicotiana attenuata, 1639 nucleotides. RefSeq lists its product as uncharacterized. The coding region runs from base 428 to 1498 and encodes 356 amino acids. The transcript has 4 exons. The record is from RefSeq and is a predicted model, not a curated record. Lineage: Eukaryota; Viridiplantae; Streptophyta; Magnoliopsida; Solanales; Solanaceae.
UUUGGUGUGUACCAUGCAAAUGAAGACUAUUUUACUAGAAAAGUUAUCAGCAGAAUACAGUGGAUCUGAACUUGAUAUCUUUUAGCUCUGCCAGUCUCAAAAAAUCAUGGUUCCGAGGAUUUAGUAUUCCCUGCACUCUCUGCUUCACUCUUCAGCUCCUCUUCAAGUUUGUUAUGUGCUGCUUCUGAAGGUUUUGUUCUUUGUUUCAAACAGUGGAUCCCAUUUUCAGAACUAAACAUAAGAUAGUUCUUUGCUGCUACUUAUAAAAAACUGAAGUUUAGCACAAAUCUUAAGUAUCUAGAUCUGCCUUUAAAAUCCAUAUAGACUCUUUAGAAUUGUUCAUAAGUAAUUAGGCAAAAGUAAUCAAGAGAAGGGGUGAUUUUGUUGGUACAGUACAAGCAACCACAAGAAGUUGUGGUAUAUAAAAAUGAGAUCCAUAGAGGACAAAGGAUGCUUGAAUUAUGGACAAAAACAAGAGGUUGUAGGAGGAGGCAGCAGUAUGAAUUUUGAGUUUCAUAAAGGGAAUGGAGUAAAUCGUGCAACGACACACCAUAGAGCAGCAGCCUCAGGUAAACCAACACCAUCAAAAUGGGAUGAUGCACAAAAAUGGUUAGUGAAUCUUUCAAGAGGUGGAGGAGAAAAACAACAAUCUAAAGCCACCCCUCGAAACUCGAAUGCUGAUGACUUAAGGUUGAUUGCACCAGUUCCAAAGAAAGAGGAUUAUUCGAGUGGCGAGGAGGGAGAUUCUAGUAGUAUGAUUCAAUUUGAAGUUGAAACAAAGAAAGUUGAUUGUGAUGAAUCAAUAUGGAGAAUUAAUAAGGCUUCUAAUAACAACUCUGCCUCAGCUGUUCGAUCGAUAUGUGUUAGGGACAUGGGAACAGAAAUGACCCCAAUUGCAAGCCAAGAACCAUCAAGAACUGCCACUCCAAUUAGAGCUACAACUCCAGCAGCAACAAGUCCAAUAUCCUCAGGAUCUUCUACUCCUGUUAGGGGCCACAAUGGGCUACUGCAGACUAUAGAAAAUGGUCAAACUGUUGCCACCACAGCUCAGAACAGGGGAAAUGCAGGGACUACACGAAUCGUUCACGAUGCAGAAGAAACUAUUGACAAUGAAUUAGCAGCUAAGAAGGAAACUGAACCUGCAAAUCCACUAGAAACUCGCGCAAUGGCUUGGGAUGAGGCUGAACGUGCCAAGUACAUGGCCAGGUAUAAGCGCGAAGAGGUGAAAAUACAAGCUUGGGAAAAUCAUGAAAAGAGGAAAGCUGAAAUGGAAAUGAAAAGAAUGGAGGUAAAGGCAGAAAGAAUAAAAGCAAGGGCACAAGAGAAGUAUACAAAUAAGUUGGCAUCAACAAGGAGAAUAGCAGAGGAGAAAAGAGCCAACGCUGAAGCAAAGCUGAAUGAAAAAGCUGUAAAGACUUCUGAAAAAGCAGAUUACAUAAGGAGGACUGGUCAUCUUCCUUCCUCUUUCUCUUUUAAGUUACCUUCUUUCUGCUGGUAGCACCUUUCUUCUUUAGUACAAUUUGAAAGGCUACAGAUGCGAACCAGGAUUUGAAGCUACAGAUUCGGAAUUAUUGUCCUUUUAAGUUAUUGAAUUAUAAAUUAAUAAUUUGUAUAUAUUUAAUAAAUUUUUCAAAACAAA